CUGUCCAAAUGAAGCGAAAACGAAAGUGAAGAACCGACCCGCUGCAUCCAAACGCAAACAUGCAAGAGUCUAAGAGUCAAAAGAUCGAAUAGGUGGUGUGCGACUUCAAUCGCAGGUUCAGAAAUGAUACUGCCGGUGGUGAAGCUAGGCACCCUCGCCCUCAAAACCAUGUGCAAACCCAUUGCCGCUCGCCUUAAGAAAGAGGCUGGCUUGCACCCCAAGUUUCGCCAGUUCAUCAUCAACAUUGCCCAGGCAAAUCAUCGAUUCACAACAACUAUGCAAAGACGCAUCUAUGGUCAUGCAACCAAUGUUGAAAUUCGCCCUUUGAAUGAAGAGAAAGCUGUCCAAGCUGCUGCAGAUCUUGUUGGGGAACUUUUUGUGUUCACGGUUGCUGGAGCUGCUGUUAUCUUUGAGGUACAAAGAAAUUCUAGAUCCGAGGCUAGAAAGGAGGAAUUGCGCAAACAGGAACUACAGGCAUUGAAGCAAAGAGAUGAAGAUCUAGCUAGAGAAGUUGAACAACUUAAACACAAACUUGAAGAGCUGGAGCAACUUGCCAAAGGACAAGGACUCAGCGGUCUUUUCAACUUCAAUCAUGCUCAUGCGACUGAAGAUGGAAAAGCAUUACCCAAUUGAUACAGAAAAAGUCAAAUACAACAUGAAGUAUACU
Messenger RNA from Vitis riparia (riverbank grape), 667 nucleotides. RefSeq names its product OPA3-like protein. Bases 124 to 633 code for a protein of 169 amino acids. NCBI's taxonomy places the organism in Eukaryota, Viridiplantae, Streptophyta, Magnoliopsida, Vitales, Vitaceae. The record is from RefSeq and is a predicted model, not a curated record. The transcript has 4 exons. Gene Ontology annotation, cellular component: mitochondrion. Gene Ontology annotation, biological process: regulation of lipid metabolic process.